Mucor mucedo is the source of this 327-nucleotide messenger RNA. RefSeq lists its product as uncharacterized. The annotation marks the transcript as partial. The transcript has a single exon. The record is from RefSeq and is a predicted model, not a curated record. Lineage: Eukaryota; Fungi; Mucoromycota; Mucoromycetes; Mucorales; Mucoraceae.
UUUGAGAGGCUACCGGAUGAAAUAGUGAUCCAAAUUCUUUCGCAGUCUAUUAUAGACCUAGAGACACUAGGAAGAGUAGUUGGAGUUUCAUCAAGAAUGUAUCAAUUAGGAGUUCACGUAUUAAAUCAUUAUCGGUUACCAUCUAUUCAAAUAUCACUUAUGAUUGAUCAAGAAGGAAGAAAUAAGAUGGUCAGUCAAUUUGAGGUGACACGUCUUGAUCCCAUCAAUCUAUCAGUGUAUCUAACCUGUACCGAUAAGAGGCCUAGACGUUACUAUGCAAGUAAGGCAUCUCCAGUGAUCCGUACCCUGUCAAUGACGGAUCAUUAU